AUGAAGUUCACCAUUGUCUCAGUGCUUUUGGCAGCCGCAUCUGCCCUCGCAUUCCCAUUCAAUGUUGAGCGCAGAAACUCCAUCCAAAUAAGUGAUCUCUGGGCCAAAGCCUCUGCCACUGGUGCCGCCAUGCACUUCAUCGUCACCGACCCAAACUACCCUGAAGAUACACCCACCGACUGCAACUUGAUUUGGUCUUACGGCUCAUCUCCCAAGGGAAACGCCCGCUGCAACAACGGCCAAUACUACAUUCGAUUCCCUGAUGGUCCUGUGGACCUCAAGUCCUUCACGCUCGAGCUGGAGAGGGUUUCUGGUCCCAUUCAAGAGAAGGGACAGGCUAAGCUUACCUCAAAGUCUUUAUGGGAAUGCGUGGAUAAUCCACAGGAUGCUGUUCAGCUCGAUUGCAAGUAUCUUGGCGUGUUGAGCAUGAAUGUUUAG
Molecule: messenger RNA, 438 nt
Organism: Penicillium soppii
Lineage: Eukaryota; Fungi; Ascomycota; Eurotiomycetes; Eurotiales; Aspergillaceae
Exons: 2
Coding region: 1-438 (145 amino acids)
Source: RefSeq, a predicted model, not a curated record